GGAUUUUUUUGUCUUGCCUGUCGCCUCGUUCAAGAACGUGCGGAGGUGGUGGGAUUCUUGACAGCAUUGGAAACCGUCCCUCUGCUGGUGCAUGUGCACUUGUCAGUGCUGUUCAUCAAGUAGUUGAACAUCACUCAAGUAGACCGUGUCACUGCUUCUCCGAAUCCCCUUUGAUUUUUUUUCCUCCCUCGAUCCUUCGUGGUAUUAAGAUUUGAGCUGUGAGGCAGGAGCACGAUGCCAUCUUUAACCUAACGCGUGUUCAGGGUACAUCAAGAACCUUUCCGCAGAACUCUAACGGACACGAUGAGCCUCUUCCUGAAGAACAUCACCUCCCUCCCGGCCAACCUGUCCGUGUCCUCGUCCCUGCCCCAGGGGGAGGGGCCCAACCAGAGCUGGGCGGGGCCGCAGGUGGCGCCCUCCCAGGUGGCGGUGGGCGUCCUGCUGACGCUGAUCGACCUGGUGACCUUCCUGGGGAACACGGUGGUGUUCGUGUGCCCCAUCGUGGAGAGGCGGCUGCGCACAGUCACGUACAUGUUCAUCAUGAGCCUGGCCAUGGCCGACCUGCUGGUGGCCUGCCUGGUCAUGCCCUUCAGUAUAAUCUAUGAGGUGACGGGCAUGUGGCUGUUUGGGCAGCCCUUCUGUAAGAUGUGGAUCUCGUUUGACGUGCUGUUCUGCACCGCCUCCAUCGUCACCCUCUGCUUCAUCAGCCUGGACCGGUACUGCUCAGUCAUCUCCCCCCACCACUACCCCCAGAGGAUGUCCCGCUCCAGAUGCAUCGUGAUGACGGUGACCAUCUGGGUGUACUCCUCCCUCAUCUCCUUCCUGCCGGUGAUGCAGGGCUGGAACGAGAUCCCGGGCCUGGCCUACGACCCGCGCCAGGACUGCGUCUUCGUCACCAACUGGGCCUUCGCCAUCGUGGCGUCCUCGCUGGCCUUCUACCUGCCCUUCCUCAUCACCUGCACCAUGUACUUCUUCAUCUACCGCGCCUCCCGGCUCAAAGCCACGCGCAUCGGCUCGCAGACGCUGGAGCUGCACUACCACCCGGAGAGCCGGCGGCCCAACCACCUGCAGCUGGAGAACAAGGCCACGCGCACCAUGGCCGUCAUCAUCUCCGUCUUCGUCAUGUGCUGGCUGCCCUACUUCGUGCUCAACGUGGGGCUGGCGGCGGGCGGGUGGGGGGGCCAGAGGCCGCCGCCCGUCGGCGUGACGCUCCUCUUCAAGGUCAUCACCUGGCUGGGCUACUGCAACUCCGCCAUCAACCCGGUGCUCUACGCCUUCCUCAACCGCGACUUCCAGCGGGCGCUGCGGCGGCUGCUGGUGUGCCGCCGCCGGCGACGCUCGCCGUCCGUGGACAUCGGCGAGGACAUGGUGUCCAUCGUCACCUUCUCGCGCACCGCCCAGGAGCCCCAGGAGUUCGACAGCAAGGCCGCCGCCGUGCCCAACGGCACCCUGAAGAGCCAGCCGCCGCCCACGCGCUGGCCGCCGAGCGAGGCGGGCCCCCCGCGCACGCUCAAGCUGCUGAGUCCCGUCGCCAAAGCGGGCCGCCAUCCCAGAAACCCCAGCUAGAGCGGCGACCGUCUCAGUCCUGCACCCCAACGCAUGAACGAUCGGGACACUGCCCUCGUUUCAUUUAUAGAAGUACAUUUUAGAAAUUUUUUUAAAUAAAGGGAAAAAAAUACAUUUAAAAAAAAUGAUUUCAUAACUUUGUGAGAGUAGUGGAGCGUCUCUCUUCUGAGGGACCCAGAAUUUUUGUUCACAAGGCCGUGUUUUUUAAGCUCAUUAAUCAACAUGUCAGGCAGUGAAUGUAAACUACACGCAUUUAUCAUCGUUGGGAAAACGGCGUUCCGGUCGCAAGGGAGAAAACUUUUUUUAAGUGAGACGUUCGCUUCAAGCGCUCUUCCAGGAUCACGUUUCCCCUUCACCACGUAGCCGGCUGUAAAAGGUAGAACUGACGCUUCACCCAGACGAUUUCCACGGAAACCACGAGAGUAGUCUCGCACCUCGCCGUACGCGAAGGCCCAGAGUCGGAGCCGGAGUCAGAGAAACCAGAGAGACUGCAAUCGGCUUCAUAUUGAAGCCUGACCUGAUCUGGAUGGUGAAGAAAACGAUACGUCUCUGUAUAAGAUGGCGACUCUCUCUACAGUUUCGCAUUGAAGAACAAGACACAAGACAAACCUUCAUCUUUGUGUAAUAAGAUGUGUUUUGUGAGGGCAUAUUAAAGUAGUUGUGUCUGUAUGUUUGUGUUGUGAUUAACAGUAAAAUCCGCCAUUCUUUUAUAUUGUCGAGAACAUAUUUAUGAACAGCUGAAAAAUGAUGGUUCAUUUUGAGGCUACUUCGUCUGUAUUAAAGUGUCGUAACGUGUCUACA
Messenger RNA from Anguilla rostrata (American eel), 2367 nucleotides. RefSeq names its product octopamine receptor-like. The coding region runs from base 304 to 1566 and encodes 420 amino acids. Gene Ontology annotation, biological process: chemical synaptic transmission; G protein-coupled receptor signaling pathway, coupled to cyclic nucleotide second messenger. The record is from RefSeq and is a predicted model, not a curated record. Gene Ontology annotation, molecular function: neurotransmitter receptor activity; G protein-coupled serotonin receptor activity. NCBI's taxonomy places the organism in Eukaryota, Metazoa, Chordata, Actinopteri, Anguilliformes, Anguillidae. The transcript has 5 exons. Gene Ontology annotation, cellular component: dendrite; plasma membrane.